AUGGAUUUGGACAUUGAAAUGGACGACGCGGUCGACGUCCCGCCCGUCCCGGAGGCGUACAUUACAGAUAUAAUUGCAGAUUAUGAACAGGAACCUGGCGAGGUCGAGGAAUCGCAUCCCGAAGACAACCGGUCCGACGAACGUGCCAUAGUCCCAUACAAAAUCCAUGUCCGAGGAUUAGACACAUUCAAUCCCGAAGAGGUCAAGGGAUACGUGGCAGAACAUUUCAGUUCAGGCCUAUUUGACCGUGUCGAGUGGAUUGACGACAGCUCCGCGAACCUCGUAUUCAAGUCCGAAUCCACCGCCCAGGAAGCCCUCAUUGCCCUUUCAUCGGUUGAGAUCGCCGACGCUACGCAAUUGCCGCCACUCGAAGCCCUCCCCGCUAAACCAUACAGUGGGAAACCAGACAGCACCCUGCUCGUUCGCUUGGCGGUGACCGGGGACAGGAAGGAGGUUGGCGCAGCUGCUCGAAGCCGCUUCUACCUCCUCCACCCAGAAUAUGACCCCGAAGAAAGGAGACGGCGCGGCGGGUCUAAUAGGGGAAAUUAUAGGGACCGCGAAGGAUACGGGCGAGACCGCGAUCGUCGCGGGGCCCGACGUGGUGAUCGGCGCGAUGACCGACGCGAUGACCGACGGAGGGACAACCGAUACGGCGACGAGGAGUCCGAGCCAUUUGACGUCAGCUUGUACGACGAUGAUGAGGCGUCACUUGCAAAACGGGCAAAUCUCAAGCCGCGGCUGCCGCGAGCCUCUGUAUCCAGUGGAGACGAGGACCGAUAUACGCGACGGAACCGGGAUAAAGAGCUCUUGCCCAACCGCAGGCCGAGAGAAAGGGAUGGCAUAUCGGGGCGGGACCGCUCGGCCUCCCCAAUACGGGAUGACCUGAGGAUGGAGGUGGACGAUCUUGCCAGGGAUCAGGAAGCAGCUACGCAGAAUCGCGACAAGGCUCGGACUAUCAAGGACCGGCUCUCUAAAGACAACCGCGCCAAGGAACUCUUUCCUACCAAGUUGUCUUCGUCAGCUCCUGGCAGUAAAGCGCAGAUGGACCAGGUCGACGAGGGCACAAUCUUGUCCAGCGGUAUGUCGCGAAUGUCUCUUUACAUCAACCACCACUGGGGUCUCGACGGUUGCAGCGAUGCUCCGCAACGCAGCUUUGGCGUUUAUACUCGGCUUCUUUACUCUUACUCUCAUCAACUCGGAAGCAUCAUUGACAGUUUCAAAGCAAAACUCGCAGACCGAAUCACGCCGCGAACGACGACAGAAGUAAGUAGCGGGUUCAACAUCCGUGGCCUGGCGAAUAAGCGCGGCGCGGAUCAGGGCUUCGCGAUCAAAGGCACCGGCCCGAGCGCCAAGGAGCUGUUCCCCGAGAAAUUCGGAAACAACGCAACCAAGGAGUUGUUCGCCGACAAACUCGAAAAUAGGGGCCGUAGGAGGCAGAAGGCCGAAGACUCGUUCCUCUAG
This is a messenger RNA of Phialemonium atrogriseum, 1461 nucleotides long. RefSeq lists its product as uncharacterized. The record is from RefSeq and is a predicted model, not a curated record. Gene Ontology annotation, molecular function: mRNA binding; RNA 7-methylguanosine cap binding. The coding region runs from base 1 to 1461 and encodes 486 amino acids. Lineage: Eukaryota; Fungi; Ascomycota; Sordariomycetes; Cephalothecales; Cephalothecaceae. The transcript is spliced from 2 exons. Gene Ontology annotation, cellular component: nucleus.